Rosa chinensis is the source of this 1762-nucleotide messenger RNA. Its product is annotated as root phototropism protein 3. NCBI's taxonomy places the organism in Eukaryota, Viridiplantae, Streptophyta, Magnoliopsida, Rosales, Rosaceae. Bases 203 to 1561 code for a protein of 452 amino acids. The transcript is spliced from 2 exons. The record is from RefSeq and is a predicted model, not a curated record.
CCCUAAUAGCUAGCCAGCUCUCUUUCUCUCUCUCUGUCUUUUAUCCAUAUGCAUCGUCCUCCUCGGUUCUCACCCGUUCAUCUUCAGUACAGGCUACACCACUGAGAUUACUUAAACCCCAAGCCAUCCGUGUCCUUUUCUUCAGAUCAUUUCAAUAACAGAAGGGCAUUCUUGCCAAUUCAGGAAUUACUUUUACCUCUACAUGUACGCGAAAGAAAGCAUAUAUACCCUCAACUCCAUCAUUACCCACUGCACCAAAAUAAUGAAGAACAACCAAGAGUACUACUUGCAAGAAUCCAUCACUUUCCCAGGGAAACCCUCCCCGUUCGCAGCAGAAUGCUGGUUCGACGAUGCUUGCAUUCUCGACAUGGACUACUUUGUCAAAACGCUAGCCGGAAUUAAGGCCAAAGGCGUACGACCCGACCUCAUCGGCUCAAUUAUCACCCACUACGCCUCCAAAUGGCUUCCCGACCUCUUGGGUGAUGUCUUCUCCGACCAAAAGAGCAGCCUGACGAACUUUGAGUCCUCCCCGGAAAGCGUUACAGCCUUGUGGAUGAGAAAAAGGUUCUUCGUUGAAACCCUAGUCGGGGUUCUGCCUCCGGAGAAGGACUGCAUCCCGUGCAACUUCCUCCUCCGGCUGCUAAGGACCGCCAACAUGGUGGGGGUCGAGCCCUCUUAUCGAGCAGAGCUGGAGAAGAGGAUUUCGUGGCAGCUAGACCAAGCGUCACUAAAGGAACUCAUGAUUCCUUCUUUUAGUCACACGUGCGGGACAUUAUUGGACGUUGAACUUGUUAUUAGGUUGGUGAAGAGGUUUGUGAACCUGGAGGAUUCUGCUGCUAAAAGUGGAGCUGCCAUGGUGAAGGUGGCGAAGCUCGUUGAUUGUUACCUUGCUGAGGCCGCUGUGGAUGUGAAUCUGAGCUUGCCGGAGUUUGCGGCCCUCGCUGGAGCUCUGCCUAGCCAUGCUCGAGCCACAGAUGAUGGGUUAUACCGAGCCAUUGAUACUUAUCUCAAAGCACAUCCUGGAGUAUCCAAGCAUGAUCGCAAGAGUCUGUGUAGACUAAUUGACAGUCGAAAGCUCUCCCCUGAGGCAUCUCUUCAUGCUGCUCAAAACGAACGCUUGCCCGUCAGAGCUGUAAUCCAAGUUCUCUUCUGCGAGCAAACCAAGCUCCACAGAAACAUCGACUGGAGUGGCUCGUUCAGCGGCAGUGCACGGAGCCCAAACCCCUUAGCAGAUCCAGGCGCCGCCAGAUGCCACUCAAAGCGAGACAUGUCGAAUCUGCAUACGCAGAUAAGGAGCUUGAAAGAUGAGGUUCUUAGGCUACAGAGCCAAUGCAGCUCAAUGCAAAUGCAGAUGGAGAGAAAAUCAAGGGAGAAAAAGAAAGGGAUUUUCAAGUGGAAUGUUUUUGGAAUACCUUCAUUUAAGAGCGGGAAUGGUCUGGUGAGGAUUAAUGAGGGUGGAGAAGGGGAGGUUGGGUAUGGGAAACAAACGCCAGCGAUGGAUAUGAAGACCAAGUUGGUUAGAGGUAGAGUUACCCCGAAGUGGAGGAAUUCUAUGUCUUAAAUGUUGAAGGGGGUUGGGAAUUGGUUGGCUUUCGUGCUUUUUCUAGCUAUGGGACUGAUUACAUGCAUGUUGUAUGUAGUAUUAAGUGUAUUGUGCAAAGUUUUUAAGGAAAAAAUAAUAAUUGCAUGUGUCGUGCAUUGACAAGUAUGAUCUGAAAUUAACAAAAGAACUUAACCCUGAUGUCAUGAUCGCAUUCAUUUA